AUGUUACACGGCAGCUGUUUAUGUGGUACCGUCCGCUAUGCAAUAGACAUCUCCGACGAACAAGCGGCCGAGCCUUUGUUAUGCCACUGUCGUGUCUGUCGCAAAAUCACUGGCGGAUCAACCUCUCACAAUGUGACAAUUCCCUCUUCAGCCUUUACUCUACAAAGUGGGGAGUUAAAAGUAUACCAAGCCAAACACUUCGAUGAAGGCUUUAAACUUUGGCUUCAUUUUUGUCCCACCUGUGGCAGCCCCAUUUUCGCAGGCCUUACGGGAAACUCACCGGCUCCGGAUGAUCAAGUAUUUAUUCAAGGCGGGACAUUGGACGACACAAUGCCUUUGGAAUCAACGCCUGUUGCAGAGCUGAAUGUUAAGUACAGACUCAGCUGGGUUGGACAGAUUCAGGAUGCAGAACAGAGACAAGGUUAUUCAUAA
Fusarium vanettenii 77-13-4 is the source of this 432-nucleotide messenger RNA. RefSeq lists its product as uncharacterized. The record is from RefSeq and is a predicted model, not a curated record. The coding region runs from base 1 to 432 and encodes 143 amino acids. Gene Ontology annotation, molecular function: carbon-sulfur lyase activity. NCBI's taxonomy places the organism in Eukaryota, Fungi, Ascomycota, Sordariomycetes, Hypocreales, Nectriaceae. The transcript is spliced from 2 exons.